Molecule: messenger RNA, 426 nt
Organism: Aspergillus terreus NIH2624
Lineage: Eukaryota; Fungi; Ascomycota; Eurotiomycetes; Eurotiales; Aspergillaceae
Exons: 2
Coding region: 1-426 (141 amino acids)
Molecular function (GO): oxidoreductase activity
Source: RefSeq, a predicted model, not a curated record
AUGUGUCUGUCGGCGUACUCGACAACGAGUCUGGAAGAUGUCAUCGCCGAGGGGGCGGGGAAUCCAUACGCAAUGCAGGUGUCCUUUUUCCAGGAUCGGGAGGUUACGCGUCGGUUGAUUCAACGGGCUGAAGGUGAGUUGCUAUAUCAAACUGGCUUCUGUCCAUGCGGCUACCUUCCUAUAGAAGCAGGAUACAAGGCGCUAUUCGUCAGCGUCGACCUUCCGGUGCUGGGGAACCGGCUCAAUGAGAAGCGGAACAGGUUCUGCUUUCCGCCGCAUGUCACAUUCCCCAAUAUUCAACAGGAGACGGACGACGUGAUGAAGCAUUACGGGGCGGGAUAUGACUCGACGCUUACGUGGGACAAGACUAUUCCGUGGCUGAGGAAGAAUACUACCCUGCAGAUCUGGCUUAAAGGGAGUAAGUAG